AUGCGUCUGUUCAAACCGGGUUGUGCAUAUAGGACUGACCACCGCGCAAGAAGCGGGCCUCACGGGCAUUCGCUCCAGGCCGGUAAGAUACACGCACCCGCCAAACUCAAGACUUCCACAAAAAUUUGCGAAACCAUGAGAGGCCUUUCCCUAGCUCUCCUUCUGGUUUGUAGCCUUGCAAUCGCUUCGGCAUGCAGCUGUCCAGAUAUCACGUUUCAGGAGAGGUAUGGUUUCACGAAAUCGCUUGUCAGGGCAAGGGCAGUUUCAGUGAGACGUUUCAUAGCCUCAACUCCAUUCCCGGGGGUAGUCACGUUCAUUUUCAAGCUCCGUCUGAUGAGGGUAUUCAAGGGCUGUGCCCCACAGAAGUUCUUCUACGCAACGACAAUGUUGGAUGGCGGGACUUGCUCUUCGGUUCUUACUAAAGGAGACACAUACUUGAUUCAGUUGCCUGUAGAGGUCGAAAACGAACCUUCCUCGGCUGCAAACCCAUACAAGUUUUACGGAUGCAACAGUGCAAAUGCGUGGAAGUAUAUCCCAAAGAUUGAACGCCGUUUCUACAGGAAGCAAAGCGUGAAACCCGAAAACCAGUGUAUGGCUUGA
This is a messenger RNA of Chondrus crispus (carragheen), 600 nucleotides long. RefSeq lists its product as hypothetical. Bases 1 to 600 code for a protein of 199 amino acids. The record is from RefSeq and is a predicted model, not a curated record. The transcript has a single exon. NCBI's taxonomy places the organism in Eukaryota, Rhodophyta, Florideophyceae, Gigartinales, Gigartinaceae.